AUGACCGUGUCAUCUGCUCUCAAUAUUAACAGGGUGGUUGGCCAGCACGCCAACUUAGAAAUUACAACCCACGGCUCAAAUUGGUAUUAUGCAGUAUGUGCCUUGAUGGGAGCCUGCACUCUGCUCUUUAUGGGCCUAUCGUUCAUGAAGCCGCAAAGUGACCGAUUAUUUCACUACAUCAUGGUAGGCGCCACUGGGGUCGCAUGCAUUGCCUACUUCGCAAUGGGGUCAAAUCUCGGCCAAGUUCCUAUUCAGGCCGAAUUCGUGCGGCCUCGUAGUCGCUGGGGGGUAGGAGCGGCAGGGACACGAGAAAUAUUCUAUGCCCGCUACAUUGACUGGGUUAUAACUACGCCUUUGCUCCUCCUCGGCGUUCUCCUCACCGCCGGAGUACCAACUCCAACAAUUUUAGCCACUCUUCUCGCCGAUGAGAUUAUGAUCGUUACCGGCCUGAUCGGUGCUUUAACUCGGACUCGUUUCAAGUGGGGAUUUUGGGCCUUCGGUACGGCAGCGUUAUUAUUCAUCGUAUAUGAGUUGCUGUUUGAUGCUCGACGACACGCCUCAACCCUAGGCGGAGCCCCGAAGAAGACCUUCAUGUUUUGCGGUAGCUUUCUCAUCUUCCUUUGGUUGCUCUAUCCCAUUGCCUGGGGUCUGAGCGAGGGUGGCAACGUCAUUCACCCCGAUGGAGAGGCCGUAUUCUAUGGAGUUCUCGAUAUCCUAGCCAAGCCUGUCUUCGGACUCAUGCUCAUCCUAGGACACCGUAAGAUCAGCAGUUCGCAAUUAGGUCUACGCAUCCGGAACCGCAGCCAAACCACUAGCGAGAAGUAUAAUCCUAGUGCUGAUAUCCACCCUGAAGGUCCUGGAGAAAAUGUCGGUGGUCCCGCUGCUAAUACUACUGGUGGCAACACACCUGCUACGCCCACGCACGUAUGAGCUAUAUCUACGAUACCGCCAAUAGCGUCGGGAUGUGUCAUAACUGGUACCCGUCUCGUCUAAAGAUAUAUGGAUAUCGUACCGUGUCUCGAAACCAUUACCUGUUAGCUCCAGUUGGAUGCUGCGGUCAAGGUUGGGAUCAGGAAUCACAACAGAAAUGCUAACAAUAUGUCAGCAUAUAAUUAUACAGCCGGUGGAGUAAUAAGAGCUGGCAUUUAAUUUAUACAAUAUACGAAGAGUAAUAUUAUCACCAUGGUUCGUAUCGUUAAAAGCUAGUAAUAAUUCAGAAUAGUUAUGUCCUCAAGUGCGAGAAGGGCACAAAUACAUUCACCAUCAAUUUAGUUGCUUGAGCUCUUCGAUCUAUGCUCAAGACAGUAGUAUAUCACGACCUUUUGAGAGCUUUUAUUUGUUGAUAUAAGUGGGGUAUAUCUAUGCUUGUGCC
Messenger RNA from Daldinia caldariorum, 1372 nucleotides. Its product is annotated as bacteriorhodopsin. The record is from RefSeq and is a predicted model, not a curated record. Gene Ontology annotation, molecular function: monoatomic ion channel activity. The transcript is spliced from 2 exons. Lineage: Eukaryota; Fungi; Ascomycota; Sordariomycetes; Xylariales; Hypoxylaceae. Gene Ontology annotation, cellular component: plasma membrane; endoplasmic reticulum. The coding region runs from base 1 to 930 and encodes 309 amino acids. Gene Ontology annotation, biological process: monoatomic ion transport.